CCUUCAUGUGAGCUUUGCUGGUCGACUCGCCAGGCCCCGGGCCUCAGUAUCUCACACAUCGUCAGAGCAGAGCUAUCGCGCACUCAGUGUAGUGCCGUAGUCAUCUCUACGAUCCUCUUCCUCGACUCUUCAUCACCGUCCCUUCAUUACUGACCCGGCCAGAUAUCGCUACAAGUUUCGACCGCUAUCACUACUCAGCGAAGAAGCAGUUUAACAUCUCGUAUAUCCAAAGAUACACUCUACGAUCCUCACUCAGAGACCUUCAUCCAUCAUGGCUCUCCGCGCCCAAGUUUGGCUUUUGGUUCUAGGGUUCGCGGCCGCCCAGACAACGAAUGAAGCAUUCCAAUGCGAACGUAAUAUUGGUUUCCCAAAAGCAGUUUGCUUCACCCAGAAGUGUGCUGAUGCUAUUAAUGGCCACAUCAAACAUGAGCUAGAUGCAGCAUUCAAGUACAUGUACAUGGGUGCCAAGUUUGCCCAGUUCACCGAAGACAGGCCAGGUAUCGCCCAUUUCCUGAUGGAAGCUGCAGCAGAAGAACGAGGCCACGCUAUCCAAAUGAUGGACUACCUCAACAUGCGAGGCAUAAAGCUUACACCCAGCUUUACAUAUGUGUUUCCGUUUGAUAGUCAGCUGACCCAGGAAAUCCAGAACAUGACAUAUAGGUCUGCUUUAGAGGAAGCGAUCAACAUGGAAAUUCAAGUGACCAAUCUGAUUUACAACGUGGUGAGUGAGUGCGUCCAAGACUAUCAUGCAGCUGAUCUGUUCACCAGUUCUAUCCUGGGGGAACAGCACGAAGGUGUUCGCAAGUUGCAGGGAGCUCUCAAGGCCUACGACGACUUGUCCCUCAACUACAUUGGAGAAGGAGCUGAGCUGGCAGAAUAUAUCUUUGACCGGAAGAUAAUGAGUGAAAAGCUUUAAGCUCAAAAGUUCAACUGAUGCUCUGCCAGGGUCAGAUUCACGAAGCAGUUUCGCAAGUACUUACGAACGUGUACAUCUUUCCACAAUCUUUGAUGGUUUUGGUUACAUUUAUUAAACAGUUUACAAGCAUGAAAACUUGCCAAUCAAUUGUUGUUAUUGUUAUAAACAGCCUCCUGGUGCUUCGGAGCUCAUUAACUGUUUAAUAAUUGUAAACAAAGCCGCUAAAGAUUGAGAAAAGAUGUACAGGUUCGUAAGUGUUUGCGUAACUUUUUCGUGUUCCCUGGAAGGAACAUAACUUUGUAAACUGAUGCGCUAGGAUAGAUUAAUGCUAAAUAUUGUAUGUACUAGAAACCGUUUUGAUUAGAAAUUGAUCACCACCCGUUUUUUUUUGACCAUAUGAAUUGUUGCCUAAGAAAUAUAUAAAGUAAUGAAAUAUA
This is a messenger RNA of Procambarus clarkii (red swamp crayfish), 1353 nucleotides long. Its product is annotated as ferritin heavy chain. The record is from RefSeq and is a predicted model, not a curated record. Gene Ontology annotation, molecular function: ferrous iron binding; ferric iron binding. Gene Ontology annotation, cellular component: cytoplasm. Gene Ontology annotation, biological process: iron ion transport; intracellular iron ion homeostasis. Lineage: Eukaryota; Metazoa; Arthropoda; Malacostraca; Decapoda; Cambaridae.